UAUAUACAUUUUUAAAAUUAAUAUUUUUGAUCUCAAAUUCUCUAUUUAUUAUUUAUUUAGUAAUCGAAUUCGAUAUAGUUUCAGGCCAGCACAAUAAUAGAAAUUAUUAUUAUCAGAUUUGUAAGCAUAUAGAAAUGAAUGUUGCAAUUCGAUGAACCGAUUAGGUGUUAGCAAUGGCAAACUUGAGAAACUCUCCGCCUGCAAUUCGGGCACUGGGAAAGGUGUUUCCCUGGCUGAAAUGUAACUUUGUCAGAAAAAAAUGGUGUUCCUCCAUAGUGAAGCACAAUGCAAUACGAUCGAUCCUGGUUGCCAAUAGAGGGGAAAUAGCCAUUCGAGUGUUCCGAGCCUGCAAUGAGCUGGGCAUCAAGUCUGUUGCCAUUUACUCAGAAAUGGACAAAAUGCAAAUGCAUCGUCAGAAGGCGGACGAGGCAUAUAUGGUCGGCAGGGGCCUGGCUCCGGUGGAAGCUUACCUCAAUAUUCCAGGGAUCAUAAACAUUUGCAAGGAGAACGACAUUGAUGCAGUGCAUCCCGGCUAUGGUUUCCUCUCCGAGCGCAGCGACUUUGCCCAGGCCGUUAUCGAUGCGGGACUCCGCUUUAUCGGCCCAUCGCCCCAAGUUAUGCAAACCAUGGGUGAUAAGACUGCUGCGCGUAUUGCGGCUAAAGAAGCGUGUGUUCCCACAGUCCCCGGCACAGAGGGCCCGGUUACCACUGAGGAGGAAGCUUUGGCGUUUUGCCAAAAGCAUGGCCUGCCUGUCAUAUUCAAGGCAGCACACGGCGGCGGCGGCCGUGGCAUGCGUAUCGUUCGCAACAUGGAAGAAGUUAAAGAGAAUUUCGAACGUGCCAGCUCCAAGGCACAGGCAGCCUUUGGCAAUGGUGAACUAUUCAUUGAGAAGUUAAUAGAACAUCCGCGUCAUAUAGAAGUUCAAAUAUUGGGCGACCAUGCUGGCAACAUAGUGCAUCUAUUUGAACGCGACUGCUCUAUUCAGCUUCGACAUCAGAAACUCAUUGAAAUAGCACCUGCUCCUCAAUUACCUGUUGAAAUUCGCGACAAGAUGACCGAGGCAGCAAUCCAGAUAUCCAAGCAUGUUGGAUACGAAAAUGCUGGCACGGUGGAGUUCUUGUGCGAUGAAUCUGGCAACUUCUACUUCAUCGAAGUGAACGCCAGGUUGCAGGUGGAGCACACAGUGACUGAGGAGAUUACCGGCAUAGAUUUGGUUCGGUCUCAGAUACGCAUUGCCGAGGGUAUGACACUUGAGGAACUGGGACUCUGCCAAGAGAACAUUGUUCCGCGUGGCUUUGCCAUUCAGUGCCGCGUAACCACUGAAAAUCCUGAGCAAGGCUUUCAGCCUGACAUGGGACGCAUCGAAGUUUUCCGUUCCGGCGAAGGCAUGGGCAUACGAAUAGAUGGCGCCUCGACUUAUCCUGGAGCUAUCAUAUCGCCCCACUACGACUCGCUCCUUGUCAAAGUGAUAUCCUAUGCUAUUGACUUUCAAGUUGCUGCAUCCAAAAUGAGCCGAGCAUUGCGCGAGUUCCGUAUUCGUGGAGUCAAGACGAAUAUUCCCUUUCUCCUUAGUGUUUUGAACAAUGAGAGGUUCUUGAAUGGUACAUUGGAUACUCACUUCAUAGAUGACCAUCCGGAGCUCAUGAGAUCCUCAAUCUUUGUUCGAAAUCGCGCACAAAAAUUUUUAACGUAUUUGGGUGAAGUUGUGGUCAAUGGAUCCCAAACGCCAUUGGUUACAUAUCUAUGGCCAUCCCAGAUCAUCCCAAAAGUACCCGAAAUACCAACAGUGCCGCAUCCACCACCGGGUCUACGUGAAGUCUUUACCUGUGAAGGUCCCCAAGCGUUUGCCAAGGAGGUGCGUUCCCGAAAGAACCUACUCCUGAUGGACACCACUUUCCGCGAUGCUCACCAAUCUCUGAUGGCCACGCGUGUGCGCACUCAUGACUUGCUCAAAAUAUCACCCUAUGUGGCGCACAAGUUUAACAAUCUGUACUCACUCGAGAACUGGGGUGGAGCCACCUUCGACGUAGCUCUACGGUUUCUACACGAGUGCCCAUGGGAGCGCCUGGAGGAGAUGCGCAAGCGCAUUCCGAACAUACCAUUCCAAAUGCUGUUGCGCGGCGCCAAUGCCGUUGGCUACACCAGUUAUCCAGACAACGUGGUCUACAAGUUCUGCGAACUGGCGGUGCAAACUGGCAUGGAUAUUUUCCGAGUGUUUGACUCCCUUAACUAUUUGCCGAACUUGAUCCUCGGCAUGGAGGCGGCAGGUAAGGCAGGUGGUGUUGUGGAGGCGGCCAUCUCCUACACAGGAGAUGUAAGUGAUCCCAAGAGAACAAAGUACGACCUGAAGUACUACACAAACUUGGCCGAUGAACUUGUCAAGGCGGGAACUCAUGUCCUCUGCAUCAAGGACAUGGCGGGUCUGUUAAAGCCAGAGUCGGCUAGGUUGCUGAUUACUGCCAUCCGCGACAAGCAUCCCGACGUGCCAAUUCAUGUCCACACUCACGACACUUCGGGUGCUGGUGUUGCGUCUAUGCUCUCGUGUGCUCAGGCCGGAGCUGAUGUUGUAGACGUGGCUGUCGACUCGAUGUCUGGAAUGACCUCCCAGCCAAGUAUGGGAGCGGUAGUUGCAUCUCUUCAGGGUACUCCCUUGGACACACAGCUGGACCUAGGAGAUGUUUCCGAGUAUUCGGCGUACUGGGAGCAAACCCGUACUCUCUACGGACCAUUCGAAUGCACCACCACGAUGAGAUCAGGAAAUGCUGAUGUCUACCUGAACGAAAUACCCGGUGGCCAAUAUACCAAUCUGCAAUUCCAAGCGUUCUCCCUAGGUCUAGGUGAUAUGUUUGAGGAUGUCAAGAAGGCUUACCGGGAAGCCAAUUUCGUGCUGGGCGACAUAAUUAAGGUCACUCCAUCAUCCAAGGUUGUUGGUGAUUUGGCUCGGUUUAUGGUUCAGAAUAAACUUAGUCGCACUGACAUUGUGGAAAAGGCUAAGGAGUUAUCGUUUCCCAAAUCGCUUAUUGAGUACCUACAGGGCUAUAUUGGUAUUCCAUAUGGUGGCUUUCCAGAACCAUUUCGAUCUGAUGUUCUCAAAGAUAUGCCUCGCAUUGAUGAAAGACCAGGUAGUAAGAUUGAGCCAUUGGAUUUUGACAAGUUAAGGAAGGAACUAUUUAAAAUAUUUGGACAAGUUUCGGAAAGAGAUGUUAUGUCAACUGCUCUUUAUCCGGAAGUGACUAAGCAAUUUUUGAAAAACCGUCAAAAAUAUGGUUGUAUCGACAAGCUCGACACGCGUAUGUUCCUCGUGGGCCCCGAAAUGGGCGAAGAGUUCGAAGUAGUGCUAGAACGUGGCAAGGUAUUAUUCAUUAAGACGUUGGCCAUAGCCAACGAUCUCAGACCAAAUGGCACUCGCGAGGCGUUCUUUGAAAUGAACGGUGAAAUGCGUUCAGUCCACAUUGCUGACGUGGACGCUAUGAAGGUAAUGCGAGUGCAUCCAAAAGCCAGGAAUGAUGUAAAAGGUGAAGUGGGUGCCCCAAUGCCAGGCAAUGUUAUUGACAUACGUGUCAAAGAGGGCGACAAGGUCGAGAAGGGUCAGCCUCUGAUCGUGCUAUCGGCAAUGAAAAUGGAAACGGUCGUUCGAUCACCAGAUUCUGGUACUGUGAAAAAAAUAGAAGUCAAAAAGGGAAUGAAAUUGAAUGGCGAUGAUCUAAUCCUGGUACUUGAAUAAUCAAAUUCAGAUUAUUGAAAUUCAGAUGUUAAAAAAAUGUAUUGCCGUGACUUGCGUUCAUUAA
Messenger RNA from Drosophila hydei, 3789 nucleotides. Its product is annotated as pyruvate carboxylase, mitochondrial-like. Gene Ontology annotation, cellular component: cytoplasm. Gene Ontology annotation, biological process: pyruvate metabolic process; gluconeogenesis. The record is from RefSeq and is a predicted model, not a curated record. Bases 174 to 3725 code for a protein of 1183 amino acids. The transcript is spliced from 7 exons. Gene Ontology annotation, molecular function: metal ion binding; ATP binding; pyruvate carboxylase activity. Lineage: Eukaryota; Metazoa; Arthropoda; Insecta; Diptera; Drosophilidae.